Molecule: messenger RNA, 350 nt
Organism: Teleopsis dalmanni
Lineage: Eukaryota; Metazoa; Arthropoda; Insecta; Diptera; Diopsidae
Product: tubulin beta-4B chain-like
Exons: 1
Biological process (GO): microtubule cytoskeleton organization; mitotic cell cycle
Cellular component (GO): cytoplasm; microtubule
Molecular function (GO): structural constituent of cytoskeleton; GTPase activity; GTP binding
Source: RefSeq, a predicted model, not a curated record
AAAUUCUAAAAAAAAUUUAAAAAAAAUCCCAAAAAUAAAAAAAUUUUAAAAUGCGUGAAAUCGUACAUCUACAAUGCGGCCAAUGUGGUAACCAAAUUGGAGCAAAAUUUUGGGAAGUUAUUUCCGAUGAACAUUGCAUUGAUUGCAAAGGCUGCUACUAUGGUGAUAGUGAUCUACAAUUGGAGCGAAUCAAUGUCUACUACAAUGAAGCCAAUGGAGCUAAAUAUGUGCCUCGAGCCGUACUUGUUGAUCUUGAGCCCGGUACAAUGGAUUCUAUACGUUCCGGUUGCUUUGGUCAAAUUUUUCGGCCUGAUAAUUUCAUAUUUGGGCAAAGUGGAGCUGGUAACAAU